This is a messenger RNA of Salvia miltiorrhiza (redroot sage), 858 nucleotides long. RefSeq lists its product as uncharacterized. Bases 1 to 858 code for a protein of 285 amino acids. Lineage: Eukaryota; Viridiplantae; Streptophyta; Magnoliopsida; Lamiales; Lamiaceae. The record is from RefSeq and is a predicted model, not a curated record. The transcript has 2 exons.
AUGUCUGAUUCCAAGAAGGAUGUUACGUUCUCGUUGAAAGCUAUGGUGAAUGAAGAGAAAAGGAAGGUUCUAUUCGCAGAUGUCGACAGCACCUUUGCAGAUGUGUUGUUGAGCUUCCUCACAUUGCCAUUGGGAACGAUCGUGAGAAUCUUGAGGAAGCACUAUGAAGAUGAACAGCCUGUGUUUGGAAGCUUAACCACUUUGUACAAUGGUUUAGAAAAUCUUGAUAGUGUCCAUUUUUGGACAAAAGGUGCUAAGUCGAUUCUGCUCCAUCCACGAAGUUCAUCCGAUGAUCAACGUAAAAGGCUAAAGCUUGAUGUUAGUGAUUCCCCGCCAGCUGAGUACUUCGUUUGUGAAAAGGACUGCGAUCAUUUCAACAGCGCAAGCAUGUACUAUGAUAAUGUCAUAGCAUGCUACUACAGCAAAUCUCAUUCAAUGAAAAGAAAAGUAGCUGGUACUCCAACUGCUCGUUGUGAUGAUGAAGUUUUUACCAUUAAUACAGCGUCUUUCGUUGUCACUGAUGAUCUACGUAUAGUUCCUACUUCUUCGGGGCUGUUGCAGAUUGUCAGCUUUAUUGGCAUUACAGACAUGGACAAGGCCAAGCAAGUAAAUGUGACUUUUGGGUACGCUGAGGUUAUGGCUUUGCUCAAGGCUUCCUUGAUGUCCUCGACCCCAUUGUCGGAUGUCAUAUUCAAUAAAACAGGACAGAUGAAAUCUACAACAUUAAAACUUCAACAUAUGACUUUAUCGGAUCAAAUUGAAAAUGCAUCAACAUUCUCCAAGGAGAUGACUUUGAGAUUGGUUGUACAAAAUCUACUAAUAAGGUCUUGUAUGCUCAAGCUGAGGAAGAUUUCGUAG